Messenger RNA from Cucumis sativus (cucumber), 1189 nucleotides. RefSeq names its product zinc finger A20 and AN1 domain-containing stress-associated protein 6. The record is from RefSeq and is a predicted model, not a curated record. The transcript is spliced from 2 exons. Gene Ontology annotation, molecular function: zinc ion binding; DNA binding. Lineage: Eukaryota; Viridiplantae; Streptophyta; Magnoliopsida; Cucurbitales; Cucurbitaceae. The coding region runs from base 285 to 806 and encodes 173 amino acids.
CUAAUUAUUUUCAUUUUUGUCCCAUUUCGUUGUUUCUUCCCCUUCUCUCUCCUAAUUUCAUUUUCUCCCUCUUUAUUAUAUCUCUGACCCCUUCCCCUAGAUUCUUCAUUCUUAAGAUUCUUCCUCCCUCUUCUUUCUCCAUUCCGUUUCCUCAAUCCCCUCCGCUCUUCAGGGUUUUAGAUCUGUACAAACAACAUCGCCAAACUGUGCGAUCCCCUUCUCGCAGAGCUACAGAUAGCUCUUCCUUCUGAAUCUAGAAACGCGAGGUUGUGAAGAAGAAAGACAUGGCGGAAGAGCACAGAUGCCAAGCACCUGAAGGUCACCGUCUCUGCGCCAAUAACUGCGGAUUCUUCGGUAGCCCAGCUACUAUGGAUCUCUGCUCCAAAUGUUAUAGAGAUUUCCGUCUUAAAGAACAAGAACAAGCCUCCACAAAAUCAACCAUCGAAGCCGCUCUCUCAGCCUCAUCAUCUCCUUCUCCUUCCUCUUCCCCAAUCGAUCCUCCCCCUGUGCCUCCUGUUGUCGCCUUGUCCCUGCCGGACACCACCACAGAUCUGACCAUCCCUCCCCUUGCGGUGGUUGGAUCUGAUGUCACAAACCCGAACCCAAGCCCGAGCCCGAACCGUUGUUCGUCGUGCCGUAAGAAGGUGGGUUUGACCGGGUUCAAAUGCAGAUGUGGAACCACGUUCUGUGGGGCUCAUAGGUACCCGGAGAAACACGGCUGCACCUUCGACUUCAAGUCAAUCGGAAGAGAGGAGAUUGCUCGAGCAAACCCCGUCGUCAAAGCCGACAAACUAGAGAGGAUUUAAACGAUUUCUUAGGCCUUAUGACUCUACCAUGGUGAAGAUUGAGAGCAAAGUUCACGGUGGCCAAUCAUCCGAUCACCUUCGCUGCCGUGCAAUCUCUCUUUCAGCCGUCCGGUCCCCGUUCAACGUCGCACUCGCUGCUGCUACUGGUCUCUUUCUCUCUCUAUCUCGCUACAAUAUAAAAUUUAAGUGUGGAAGAUGGGUUUUGUUGUAAAAAAAUGAAUUUCGAUUUUUUUCCCCUUUUGGUUUCAGAAUUGAAAGUAUGAAUCAAUCUUUACUUCCAUUGAAUGGUGUUCAUCUUUCUUCUCUACUUAAACCCAUUGAACUUCUAUGUCUUCAUACAUAUAUUCGUCAUUAAGAACAUAAAACCUAUGCUAAAUUAGAAA